GCCGCUUACGGUUUGCUGGGUGGUGGGUGAGCGUGAGCCUAGCUACUGUAGAAUUGCAAACAGUUGGGAGCAAGCGAAAGCGCACCAGAGAGAGAGCGAGAGAGUGAGGGAGAGAGUAGGAGGAGACCUAGAAGAGACAGGGCAAGAGAGCGAAGGCCUGAAGACCAACGAUUUGAGACUGAAUGACCAUGGCCGUCUCCGCACCUCCGGUGAUCUCUGCAACUUCCAGCGGCACAGGCGUCGCGGGGGGCUUAUUUCGGGCCGAACCCCUGUACUCGACUCCUGGAGAGCCUCCUCGUCUCACCCCCAAUAUGAUCAACAGUUUCAUGGCUAAUAACCACAGCGGCAGCGCGGGGGCUGGCGGGGUCGGUAGUGCCAGCGGAGGCAGCGGCAACACCAACACCAACGAGUGCAGGAUGGUCGACAUGCAUGGGGUGAAGGUAGCUUCGUUCCUGUUGGACGGCCAGGAACUGAUCUGCCUGCCGCAAGUCUUUGAUCUCUUUCUCAAGCACCUGGUGGGAGGGUUGCAUACAGUGUACACCAAGCUGAAGAGACUGGACAUAUCUCCGGUGGUGUGUACUGUCGAGCAGGUCCGGAUCCUCCGCGGGCUGGGGGCCAUCCAGCCCGGGGUCAACCGCUGCAAACUCAUCACCAGGAAAGACUUUGAAACUUUGUUCACCGAUUGCACCAAUGCCAGAAGGAAGAGGCAAAUGACAAGAAAACAAGCUGUUAACAGUUCAAGGCCUGGCAGGCCUCCUAAGCGUUCUUUGGGAGUGUUGCAGGACAAUGCUCGCCUUCUGCCCCAUUCAGUUCCAGGCCUCUUAUCACCAGGACUUAUCACUCCGACAGGUAUAACAGCUGCAACAAUGGCUGAGGCGAUGAAGCUGCAGAAGAUGAAGCUUAUGGCUAUGAACACUCUUCAGGGAAAUGGAAGCCAAAAUGGGACCGAAUCAGAGCCUGAUGAUCUUAAUUCUAAUACAGGUGGAAGUGACUCUUCCUGGGAUAAGGAUAAGAUGCAGUCUCCUCUUGCUGCUCCUGGACCCCAACAUGGAAUUGCUCAUGCAGCCCUGGCUGGCCAGUCAGGCCUUGGAGGAGCUCCUACCCUCAAUCCACUGCAGCAGAACCAGUUGCUGGCCAAUAGACUGGAUCUGCCGUUUAUGAUGAUGCCUCAUCCCCUACUUCCAGUCAGCUUACCUCCUGCAUCAGUUGCCAUGGCAAUGAAUCAGAUGAACCAUCUCAAUACUAUUGCCAACAUGGCUGCUGCAGCCCAGAUUCACAGUCCACUCUCCAGAGCUGGGGCCUCAGUUAUAAAGGAACGGAUCCCAGAGAGUCCUUCUCCUGCUCCUUCUCUGGAAGAGAGUCAUCGCCCUGGGAGCCAGACCUCCUCCCACCCCAGCAGCAGCGUGUCCAGCUCUCCCUCUCAGAUGGAUCACCAUUCAGAGAGAAUGCUUAUGAUGCCCAACAAUAGAGAGGAACUUAUCGUUGAUCAGGAUAAUGGACCAACCAUCAAAAAAUUCCAAAGGGAAAAUAAAGAAGAGGUACCCGUUCAAAUUCCAAUGAUGAAGUCACCCCUGGACAAGAUCCAAUUGACUCCUGGGCAGGCAUUGCCUCCUGGAUUCCCUGGACCAUUCAUUUUUGCUGAUAGUCUGUCCUCUGUGGAGACUCUGUUGACCAACAUUCAGGUCAACAAUAUUUCUAUAAACAAAAUAAAUGGUCUACUGAAAGUGGCUUUGGAUAAUGCUCACAUCCAAGAGAAGCAGACUCAACAAGAGAAAAAGGAACUGCGAAUGGAGCUCUAUAGAGAGAGAGAAAUUAGAGAAAACCUUGAAAGACAACUCGCAGUUGAGCUUCAAAGCAGAACUACCAUGCAAAAGCGCCUGAAGAAGGAGAAAAAAGCAAAGAGGAAACUACAAGAAGCCUUAGAAUUUGAAUCAAAGCGAAGGGAGCAAGUGGAGCAAGCACUUAAGCAAGCUACUACUAGUGACAGUGGAUUGAGGAUGUUGAAAGAUACUGGGAUUCCAGAUAUUGAAAUAGAAAACAGUGGAAAUCCUCAUGAUAGUACUUCUAUGCAAGCCUGAACACUGAUGCCGGAACUCCAACUGAUCAUAGGCACGAAUAGGGAGGUAACUAUUACUAUUUAGCAAUGGCACAACAGUUUUAUUCGUCCUGAAAGGUCUUCGCUGGCUUUACAUAAAUGAAGAUGCUUGUGAUUCCAGUUUAUCUCUGAAACUAUUCAACAUGGAGUUAAUUCAAUUGUGUUUAUCAGCAAAGCUUUGUUUACCGAAGCAGUUAUUCAAUCUAUAUUACAUUUUUUUAAAGAAAGAACGUGUGUACAUUUUAAAAGCAAUGACGUAAACUCUGUUUUUGCAAUUGAUUGACCAAUUUAAGAAUAUGAGCUAAAUCCUAAUGACUAAAGUAACUUGACCAUAUUUGAUGCUUUUCUAUGCUCACUUCAGCUUGGCUUUUUGUCUUUUAAGGGAAAAAAUGUGGUAGUGUGUUAGAGACUAGAAACAUAUGUAUGGUUUCUCUGUUCUACCAUAUAUUAAGUUAAAGUACACCUUCUUUGUUAAAACUGUACUUGCUAAACUUCAGCAAAAUAAAAACAUUUUGACUUUGUCAA
Orcinus orca (killer whale) is the source of this 2620-nucleotide messenger RNA. RefSeq names its product dachshund family transcription factor 2 (gene DACH2). The record is from RefSeq and is a predicted model, not a curated record. The transcript is spliced from 14 exons. NCBI's taxonomy places the organism in Eukaryota, Metazoa, Chordata, Mammalia, Artiodactyla, Delphinidae. Bases 183 to 2078 code for a protein of 631 amino acids.